CCCAUUUCAUUCUGUCGCAUCUAAACCUGCUGUAGUGAAUGCUCUUGGUUAUAAAAUGUUCAGGCCGGCGUAAACCUGCCGUAGUCCCGAUCAAAAUAAAUAUAUCUAUGAGCUGAAACAUCACACGUCCCAUUUCAUUCUGUUUAUUUUCUCCUUUAGGCUGACAUCGUCAACUGGAUACAUACUCAAUUACGGCAGAAGCAUGUCAGCAAAAUCAGCAGGAUUCAGCUGCAGCGCGAUAUGCUUCGGUUACUCCAUCAAAACACUAUACUAUCCUCACGUUUCCUAUAAGUUUGCCGCUCUGCAUAGCACAGCUUCAUCCUCCUACCAGGCUACCAGUGACCUCUUCUUGCCCAACAACGAAGUGUGAGCUACGCUUCAGAGCUCAGCUCAGCUCAGCCAUGUCGAUCGGAGUAGUGCUGCUAUCGCAGCCAUGGAGAUUGAUUUUUUCGCUGGGAGCGCUGGUGGCUCUGUGGUGGGCCUGGCGGGUGCUGGAGAUGGCCUGGAUCAGCCCGCGGAAGCUGGGCCGAGCCCUGCGGGCCCAGGGCCUCCGCGGCACGGUGUACCGUUUCCCGUUCGGCGACCUGAAGGAGUUCGCGCGGCUGGUCGGCGUGGCCCGGUCCAAGCCCAUGCCGCUGUCCCACGACAUCACACCACGCGUGAACCCUCUCUACCACAACGUGAUCAAAGAACACGGGAAGAUUUCGGUGACGUGGUUCGGCCCGACGCCGAGGGUGAUCGUCAACGAUCCUAAACUGGUGGGGGAAAUACUGACCAACAAGCAUGGCCACUUCCGGAAACGCAAGUUCACUAAUGGCAUCGUCAAGCGGCUGGCUAACGGGCUCGUCAGCCACGAAGGCGAGAAAUGGGCCGCUCACCGGAAGAUCAUCAACCCCGCCUUCCAUGUUGAGAAACUAAAGAAAAUGCUGCCUGCUUUUGUCGCAUGCUGCAACGACCUGGUAACCAGAUGGGAGGAUCACGUGGGGUCUGACGAGACGAAGGAGAUUGAUGUGUGGCCGGAGUUUCAGAACCUCACCGGCGACGUCAUCUCCCGUGCAGCGUUCGGCAGCAGCUUCAGCGAGGGGAGGAGGAUUUUCCAAAUACAGUCGGAGCAGGCCCGAAAUGUAGUGAAGAUGGUGAACUCUCUGUACCUCCCAGGUUUCAGAUUCAUACCGAUGCAGCUCAACCGAAGGAUGAAGGCAAAUACGAUCGAGGUGGAAGCGCUGCUGGCAGGCAUAAUCGGCAAGAGGGAGAAGGCCAUGAAAGAAGGAAAUGCCAGCAAAAACGAGGACCUGUUGGGCAUGCUAAUGGAGUGCAACAUCGCUGAGACCAAAGAGGCGGGAACCGCCAAGCCUAUCAUGACCAUGGAUGAUAUAAUCGGCGAGCUCAAGCUCUUCUACUUCGCCGGAAUGGACACCACGGCCGUGCUGCUCACCUGGGCAAUGGUCGCGCUGAGCAUGCACCCCGAGUGGCAGGACCGCGCCAGGGAGGAGGUCCAGCGAGUCUUCGGGGACAGCCAGCCGGACUUCGAUGGCAUAAGCCAAUUAAAAAUUGUGGCUAUGAUUCUGUACGAGGUUCUCCGGUUGUACCCGCCGGUGGUACAGUUUGACCGGCAGACCUACGAGGAGGUCGAGCUGGGCGGUGUCAGGUACCCGCCCGGGGUGACCCUCUCGCUCCCGAUCGUUUUCCUCCACCAUGACCCAGAUGUGUGGGGAGAAGACGCCGACGAGUUCAGGCCGGAGAGGUUCGCGGAGGGGAUCUCUAAGGCGUCCAGGAAUGGCUCCCGCGCCUUCUUCCCGUUCGGCUGGGGCCCGCGGAUUUGCGUCGGCCAGAACUUCGCGAUGGUCGAGGCUAAGAUGGCGCUGAGCAAGAUACUGCAACGCUUCUCAUUCGGCCUGUCGCCGGCCUACAUGCACGCGCCGUUCCCGGUCUCCACUCUGCAGCCUGAUCAUGGCGCACAGAUCAUGCUCAAGAAGCUCUAGUCGCAUGUGACUUUUUAGAAUUUCAAUCUUGCGUUGCCCGGAAAUUACCCUUGUUUCAUUCACCUAAAAAACGCAUGCAGUUGGUAA
Molecule: messenger RNA, 2069 nt
Organism: Lolium perenne
Lineage: Eukaryota; Viridiplantae; Streptophyta; Magnoliopsida; Poales; Poaceae
Product: cytochrome P450 CYP72A616
Molecular function (GO): monooxygenase activity; iron ion binding; oxidoreductase activity, acting on paired donors, with incorporation or reduction of molecular oxygen
Source: RefSeq, a predicted model, not a curated record